AUGGCUGCACCGGGGCUCAGGUGUUUCAUUUCUAACUCGUCCUUAGGGUCUGAUUUCAUCAAAGUGUGUUUGUCAUUAGCAACAGUCAACAACCCCGCUCCAACAGUCAACAACCUCACUCCAACAGUCAACAACCUCACUCCAACAGUCAACAACCUCACUCCAACAGUCAACAACCUCACUCCAACAGUCAACAACCUCGCUCCAACAGUCAACAACACUCGCUCCAACAGUCAACAACACUCGCUCCAACAGUCAACAACCCCGCUCCAACAGUCAACAACACUCGCUCCAACAGUCAACAACCCCGCUCCAACAGUCAACAACCUCACUCCAACAGUCAACAACCCCGCUCCAACAGUCAACAACCCCGCUCCAACAGUCAACAACACUCGCUCCAACAGUCAACAACCCCGCUCCAACAGUCAACAACACUCGCUCCAACAGUCAACAACCCCGCUCCAACAGUCAACAACACUCGCUCCAACAGUCAACAACACUCGCUCCAACAGUCAACAACACUCGCUCCAACAGUCAACAACCCCGCUCCAACAGUCAACAACACUCGCUCCAACAGUCAACAACACUCGCUCCAACAGUCAACAACACUCGCUCCAACAGUCAACAACCCCGCUCCAACAGUCAACAACCUCACUCCAACAGUCAACAACCUCGCUCCAACAGUCAACAACACUCGCUCCAACAGUCAACAACCCCGCUCCAACAGUCAACAACCCCGCUCCAACAGUCAACAACCCCGCUCCAACAGUCAACAACCCCGCUCCAACAGUCAACACUCGCUCCAACAGUCAACAAUACUCGCUCCAACAGUCAACAACCCCGCUCCAACAGUCAACAACCCCGCUCCAACAGUCAACAACCCCGCUCCAACAGUCAACAACCUCACUCCAACAGUCAACAACCUCACUCCAACAGUCAACAACACUCACUCCAACAGUCAACAACCCCGCUCCAACAGUCAACACUCGCUCCAACAGUCAACAACCCCGCUCCAACAGUCAACACUCGCUCCAACAGUCAACACUCGCUCCAACAGUCAACAACACUCGCUCCAACAGUCAACAACACUCGCUCCAACAGUCAACAACCCCGCUCCAACAGUCAACACUCGCUCCAACAGUCAACAACCCCGCUCCAACAGUCAACAACCCCGCUCCAACAGUCAACAACCCCGCUCCAACAGUCAACAACCCCGCUCCAACAGUCAACAACCCCGCUCCAACAGUCAACAACCCCGCUCCAACAGUCAACAACCCCGCUCCAACAGUCAACAACCCCGCUCCAACAGUCAACAACCCCGCUCCAACAGUCAACAACCCCGCUCCAACAGUCAACAACCCCGCUCCAACAGUCAACAACCCCGCUCCAACAGUCAACACUCGCUCCAACAGUCAACACUCGCUCCAACAGUCAACACUCGCUCCAACAGUCAACACUCGCUCCAACAGUCAACACUCGCUCCAACAGUCAACACUCGCUCCAACAGUCAACAACACUCGCUCCAACAGUCAACAACCCCGCUCCAACAGUCAACAACCCCGCUCCAACAGUCAACAACCCCGCUCCAACAGUCAACAACCCCGCUCCAACAGUCAACAACCCCGCUCCAACAGUCAACAACCUCACUCCAACAGUCAACAACCCCGCUCCAACAGUCAACAACCCCGCUCCAACAGUCAACAACCCCGCUCCAACAGUCAACAACCUCACUCCAACAGUCAACAACCCCGCUCCAACAGUCAACAACCCCGCUCCAACAGUCAACAACACUCGCUCCAACAGUCAACAACCCCGCUCCAACAGUCAACAACACUCGCUCCAACAGUCAACAACCCCGCUCCAACAGUCAACAACCUCACUCCAACAGUCAACAACCUCGCUCCAACAGUCAAAGAGUGGACAAAGCCCAGGUGCUUCAUCUAG
Messenger RNA from Procambarus clarkii (red swamp crayfish), 1944 nucleotides. Lineage: Eukaryota; Metazoa; Arthropoda; Malacostraca; Decapoda; Cambaridae. The record is from RefSeq and is a predicted model, not a curated record.